Messenger RNA from Macroventuria anomochaeta, 2320 nucleotides. Its product is annotated as acid protease. The coding region runs from base 302 to 2107 and encodes 601 amino acids. Gene Ontology annotation, biological process: proteolysis. Gene Ontology annotation, molecular function: aspartic-type endopeptidase activity. Gene Ontology annotation, cellular component: fungal-type vacuole. The transcript has a single exon. NCBI's taxonomy places the organism in Eukaryota, Fungi, Ascomycota, Dothideomycetes, Pleosporales, Didymellaceae. The record is from RefSeq and is a predicted model, not a curated record.
CCCCUAAACAGCUGUUAGCCAAGCUCUACCUGGCAGAGACCCAUGAUCCGAACGACUCCUCACGGUCCCGGAACCUCCCCAGAUUACCAUUCCUUUUGUUUCGAUAAGGCCCUCGUCUGGGCUCCGGAUCUGGAAAAGUUGACCUUCUGACGUUCGAGAAGGCGACUUCAACGUCGUGCUUCGCGACUACAUCGACAUGCACGCUACAUAGCUGAACGUCUUGUGAUUUGGACCGAAUGCACAUGACCUGAUACACCUUGGCUUCUCUCUAAUUUUCUCUAUACCCACGUUCGCUACUACAAUGUCCACUUCCAAGGCUGUCGCACCGUACAGCGUCCCUCUCUCCCAGGAAUUCGAUGGCAACGAUGGGAGUUGGAGCACGUUCAAAAUUAGUGUGGGGAUACCAGGCCAGGACUUUCGCGUACUUCCAUCCACCAAGAGCGGCGUCACAUACGUGAUAUCACCUGAGGGGUGCAAUCAACCGACCGAUCCUACGAAUUGCGCAAACUUGCGCGGCGCAGAGAUAUUCGAUUCGACACAGAAUACGGGGUUUCAGGUCGCACGAUCGACGCAAUGGUCGGCAAUAGGGCAAUACGGUGUGGAUCUGGAGGAUGCAUUGAACAUGACCGCAGAAGGACUGUUUGGAUAUGACCAUGUUGUGCUGGGUGCUGCCGUGGACACCGAUUCAGACGCCAACGUCACGUCGAUCGAUCAUCAAGUCGUCGCUGCGAUUGCGGACAUGGAUUACUUCAUGGGGGUCCUCCCACUGGGUCAGGCAGAGUCCAGUUUCUCAAGCUUAAGCGGGGCCCAAAAGUCUCUCAUCUGGAACCUUCGGAACAGCUCUCGGAUACCGAGUCUGUCCUACGCAUAUACAGCUGGCGCAAAGUAUAGACUCAAGUCGGUGUUCGGAAGCUUGAUCUUGGGUGGUUAUGACUCGACACGAUUUACGCCGAAUGCGAACGAUUUCUCUUUUACCUUUUCGUCGGACCCUUCGAAACUGCUCACGGUUGGCGUAGAGAGUAUCAUGGCCACGAACACCUUGAAGGGAACCUUCUCACUGUCUUCUGGAGCACAUUUCUCGGUCAUCGACUCGACAGUAGCUCAACUCUGGCUACCAACAGACAUAUGUACACAGUUCGAGCAAGCAUUCGGCCUCACAUACGAUCCAUACACCGACCUUUACCUCGUAAACGACACAAUACACGCCAAUCUCACAGCACUCAACCCUAUCAUCACAGUGAAGCUAGUCAACUCGCUACAGGACACAGCGACGAAAUACACGAAUAUCCAGCUACCAUACGCAGCAUUCGAUCUUCAAGCCUCCUACCCGUACUACGCAAACGCUACAAGAUACUUUCCUAUCCGCCGCGCUGCAAACGAUACACAAUACGUACUUGGGCGGACGCUCUUACAGGAGGCAUACAUAAUAGUAGAUUACGAGAGGGCAAACUUCACGGUUGCCCAGGCCACGUUCCCUGACCCGCUCCCGGCCGCACAGGUCGUUACAAUCCACCCACCAAAUGAUGGGACCAACAACGGCUCUUCGUCCUCAUCACUUGGCGCCGGCGCUAUAGCCGGUAUCGUAGUCGGCGUCGUCCUCUUGCUCGCCCUCCUUGGUCUCGCCGCCUUCUUCUUCUUCCGCAAACGCCGCCAAAACACACGAAAGUACGAACUCGCCACCACCGAAGUCUCAGACACAGGGUCGAAACACCAUCUCACUGGCGCUGGCAACAACACCGCCAUGAAAGCUCCCGCGCCGCUCCCACCACAAGAGAUGGGCGGCACACCGCUCACCGAGCUUGCUUCGCCGGCCGUCAUGGCGUUCCCAUCAGAACAAAAGCGAGCUAUCAGCUUGAACAGCAUACCAGCAGAACUACACGCUGAGAGCGCAGUACCCUACUCACCUGCGACUACGGCGAGGUGGAAGGAAGCCCGUCUGCCGCGACCGGAUGGCUACAAGGAGAAUGAAAGAGAUGGGGAGAGCAGUGGGAUACCAACUGAGAACAUGAGUUGGGCGCCGAGCGAUGAUGCUACCAUCAACUCGCCGAGAAGUGCGGGACAUGGGAUGGGCGUCAGUCCGUUGACGGAGAUGUUUGGGAAGCAUUGAGCUGAACGUGGGUCAUGCGACCGUGAUUUACAGGCGUUAUAUGGAAGACAGAAAGGCAACACUGUUCAUUGUUUAAGAGAUACCACUUGUAUAUAUGGGCUGGACGUCUAUUUUGACAUAGGUCAUGUUUGUAGACGCAUAAUCCUCAAAUUAAGACAUUCUACGUUGCACAUGCAUAAGGCAACGCGUCGAACUGCGUCUUGCUCAGUCGAC